GUGCCAUUUAAGGUACAGAAAUAUAUUCUGAGGAACAUUUUUGUACCAUUGGGGGUAUAUCAAUGUUUGUACCUUGGGGAACAAAACUGUAUCAGGGCUGGACCCUAUUUUCUGACAGUGGAUUAUUGGAAUACCAAAUGUUAUACAUCUUGUUUUCUGCUCAGUAAAGUGGCAUAUGACGUAUAUGAAAAGUAGGAAUUAUUGGCAUAAUAAAAAUGGAGGAUACACUUAAUGCAAAAAAUGCGCCACAAAUCUAUGUUGACUAUAUAAAUAAGAAUUUUUGUCUAUGGUGAACUUUUUUCAAUUGACAAUCCAGAUGUCAAACAUUUGGGGGUUUUACAUAAAACUGUUCAUGCGACUUUAUCUGUGCCAAGUGUGAUUCUAUAAUCUGGUUUGGUGCGUUAGUUUGCUUAGUCAAUUUUAUAUACAUGUUCCUGACUGGCCUUUCAUUUACAGAAGAAGCUAAUCUUGUUUUGUAACUCUUAACAAUGCUGGUAAUAUGAUUACGUUCAUUUUAGCUGAGUGGCCAGAACAAUAACUGGAAUUUCUGGCGGAGUGCGGUGUGUCCAUUUCCUAAACAUGACAUGCAAGCAUCAUCAAAAAUAUAUCACAUUAGGAGAAAGAGUAAAAGGGACAGCUACGAAUUCGAUAUUGGCAUGUCCGUGGCUGUUAUGCGAGACGUAAUGAUGCAUUAGAUUUAAAUGGGAACAAAACCAAAAUUUAAGGUUGAUGAGCAAGAAUGUAUUCAGCCUAAACUGGGGGUUUUUCUGUACACAACAGAGAGCAGCAUUUCUGUGGACAGUCGGCAAGAGAAGGGCAGGACCAUCAGUUCCGUCAUGUCAAAACCGUCAGAACAGUUUGAAGACUCAGAUUGUGUCUGUUCAUUGGGGAUGAAAUUAACCUGGGAUAUCAACGACCCUCGGCUGCCUCAGGACAUCAAGCAGUAUGACACUUUCCAGGAAUGGACUGAAGGCUACGUCCGCUAUAUCUACAGCGGCGAAGACAAGAAUGCCCAGCGGCACCUGAGCGGUUGGGCCAUGCGCAACACCAACAACCACAACUGCCAGAUCCUCAAGAAGUCCUGCCUGGGGGUGGUGGUCUGCAGCCGGAGCUGCACGCUGCCGGACGGCACCAAGCUGCAACUCCGGCCCGCUAUCUGCGACAAGGCUCGGCAGAAACAGCAAAAGAAGCUUUGUCCCAGCUGUAACUCUGCUCUGGAGCUGAUACCUUGUCGUGGUCACAGUGGAUAUCCAGUGACCAAUUUUUGGAGAGUUGAUGGAAAGUCCAUAUUUUUUCAGGCGAAAGGAGUUCAUGACCACCUGAGACCUGAGACAAAGUCAGAGACAGAGGCUAGGAGGAGCGCAGUGAAGAAACGGAUCUCCUCGCCACAUUUCCCUCAGAAGCGACGACUAAUAGAGCCAGAAAGCGGGAGGUACCAUGACCCAGGUGGACCUUUCCCCGGCCUGCACCACCUGUCCUGCAUGGAUGGCCCAGACCGCUUCAGCAUCAUCACGGAGUCUAAUUUCCCCAUCCAGCCACAGCACUACUCCUUCCAGAACCCUGAGCCCUAUAAGUUUCCCUUUGACUCUCCUGGGGCCGCCGGUGACGCGGCUUCACUGCAGAAGGCUGCCAACCCGCGACUGUACGUCACACGACCACCAUGUGGCUAUGACUUCACUGUGCCCGGGUACCUGGGGCCGGGUCCCUACACGGCGCUUUACAAGGACCGUGGCAGCCCGCCACCCGAGGUGGACCCCAGUAAGACCUGCAUGAGUCUGGGUGGGCCGCAGCUCAGCACCAGCCCCCUGGGGAUCCACGAGCGUGGCUAUGAUGGCUCCGGAAAGCACCGUGGCUGGAAGCAGGUCGUUGGCAAGGGAGGCUACAGCGAGCGGGCCGACUAUGGGCAGAUUGGCACCAACUCCAACCAGCACUACUACAACAGCGAAUACCCGUGCAGGUACGCGGGACCCACAGCUGCCAGCCCCACCGGCCUCCAGACCAUAAUCACCACCACCACCAAGGUGUCAUACCAGCCCUGCAAACCGGCCGUGGUGAAGUAUGGCGACAGCCUCUAUGAUGUCAAGGGCUUGCCCAGCUGCAACUCUUUGCUGGAGGGCAACUCGUCCAGCUCCUACCCUGAUCUGAAGCUUCCGGAAGAUUCUGGGGUCAUCAAAUCAGCUUUGGCGUAUCAGCAGGAGUCGAUCCCUCCCAAACCCGAGAAAGGGGAAAGUCUGGAGAAUUACCGCUAUGGGAGCUACACCCCCAGUGGCUACCCGGAGCGCGUGUCGCACCCCUUCAGAUACGAGGGGAGCGAGUUCUGACUUUCUCAUUUGGUCGUGGGCCGUGUGUGCAGCCACCCAUUUCCAAUAGUUUCACAAUCAUCUGCCUUUUUGAAAAAUACUGUGUUAUUUAUACAUUUCAACCAUAAACGUCUCUGGGUUGUAAUUUUAUCACAUACGUCAUAUUUUCAUUUAAAAUGAACAUGUAAAUGGAAUAUUAUCAUUUUAAAUUAAAACCUGGUAAUUGCAAUCUCAUCUUUUUUUGUGAAUAAUGUUCUGAAUUACAGCACUGCAGCAAAAAUGUGUUUUGUUUUUAUAAAGAAAUGGCAUUCAGUGAUGAUGAAACCAGCUGAUUUUCAGUAUAAGUGUGUGUCUAACAUUGAUAUCAUUGGACAGAAUAAAUGUCAUUUAUUUUAAUAAAUAAUAUUAUAAAACA
Messenger RNA from Brienomyrus brachyistius, 2715 nucleotides. Its product is annotated as chorion-specific transcription factor GCMb-like. Gene Ontology annotation, cellular component: nucleus. The transcript has 6 exons. The record is from RefSeq and is a predicted model, not a curated record. Bases 702 to 2321 code for a protein of 539 amino acids. Gene Ontology annotation, biological process: gliogenesis; regulation of transcription by RNA polymerase II. Lineage: Eukaryota; Metazoa; Chordata; Actinopteri; Osteoglossiformes; Mormyridae. Gene Ontology annotation, molecular function: DNA-binding transcription activator activity, RNA polymerase II-specific; RNA polymerase II cis-regulatory region sequence-specific DNA binding.